AUGUCUUCCCCUCGCGAACAACUUUUACAAACUUUAGCAGAAGCAGCUUCACAACAACCGGAGCGAAUAAAAGUUGCUGAGGCACAGCUUAAACAAUGGGAGGUGGCUCCAGAAUUUUACUCUACAUUACUGGAUAUUAUCAAUGACAAAACUAUUGAUGUGAAUGUCCGAUUCUUUGGAGUUAUAUUUUUCAAAAAUGGUAUAGAUAAAUAUUGGCGUAAAACUGCAAAAAAUGCUAUCAACCCCGAAGAAAAAGCAAAGAUUAGAAAUCAACUUUUGUCUUUUAUGGACGAAAGUCAUAAUCAACUUGCGACUCAAAGUGCAGUUCUAGUCUCCAAAGUUGCUCGCUAUGAUUUUCCUAACGAUUGGCCAAGCCUUCUUCAAAAUUUGCUAUCUAUUAUUCAUUCAACGAUAAUUGUAAAUGCUGAUCCUCGUUCAAUUUUAAUACAAAAGAGGGCAAUAUUAACAUUACAUUUAGUAGUAAAGGCAUUAUGUUCAAAAACAUUUGGGCCAGAUCGGAAAGUCGCGCCAGAAUUACUUCGUAAUGUUGCUAGUAUUUAUGUAGAGCAUACCAAUCGGUUCUUCAAUAUGAUUUCAACUUCUAAUGAUAUUGGAAAUGCAAUGGACUUAGAAACAUCAUUAAUUGCAUUGAAAUCUAUUAGACGUUUAAUUGUUCACGGUUUUCAAGAUAUUAGCAGAGUUGAUGAGACUAAGGCAUUCUUUGUUUUAGCUUUUGAUCAUUUACAAAAGUUUUAUACUUUAAGGAAUUCGUUUCAGGAUACAUCAUCCCCAAUUUUUAAACUUUUAGAUUCCAAAGUUAAUUUAAUUGGGAAAUUUUACGUCGAAUUACAAAGAUUGCGUCCCGUUUCUUUUAUAAUGACUCCAGGAUCUAGAGAUGUAAUUAAGUAUUAUUGGCAAUUGCUUGUUAUACAUAGUAAAUCGUACGAAACAG
This is a messenger RNA of Funneliformis mosseae, 952 nucleotides long. NCBI's taxonomy places the organism in Eukaryota, Fungi, Glomeromycota, Glomeromycetes, Glomerales, Glomeraceae. The record is from the annotation of a GenBank genome assembly.